This is a messenger RNA of Engraulis encrasicolus (European anchovy), 4198 nucleotides long. RefSeq lists its product as uncharacterized. Bases 737 to 2842 code for a protein of 701 amino acids. Lineage: Eukaryota; Metazoa; Chordata; Actinopteri; Clupeiformes; Engraulidae. The record is from RefSeq and is a predicted model, not a curated record. The transcript has 6 exons.
ACAUGGGGUAUGUUUUUAGUAAAACGUCCAUGUAGCUUACCACAGAAAAGUAAGUUUGAUUAUAACAAAAAUCAGCAUUGGCCAUAGGUGUUUGUUAAGGGUCAUUGUCAAGAAAACAAUGAUCAACAGUAAGGACACUGAGUAAUGAUGACAUAUUUGCUAUUCGUAGAGCAAUACUGCUAUGUAUUCAGGAUUUCAAACACCAGCAGCACUCAUGUAUUCUUCAUCUCCAACAUGUAUGUAUGUAUGUAGUGUACAGUUAUCCUAUUCUCCAAGGGCUAUACUUUGACCACUAUUUCUCCCUGCAUUUUAGGCCUAUAUUGAAGGCAGCCACCUUUAAAACAGACUCAGCCUUCUCUAGGUCCUCUGAAUAUAACUACAUCACAUCUCAUUUCUAAGAUUCCUUUACUCAAUAUGUCACAUUUCAUGUUAAGAUGCAUAACAUUAAAAGUAUAUGGGCGCAGUUAAAAAUGACUGCAUCAAAAGAGAUAAUUGACUGCAUGUGACCUUUGAACUGAAAUGGGUUUGACACCCCUGAUUUAGCUGGUGUCGGAGACGACUAUCAUGCUUGGAGUGGUCAUGUUAUGCAGUUUCAUAAGAAUGCGAUGGGAUAAUGCCAUUCUUUGCAAAGUAACUCUUCUUAUGUAGCACCUGUUUUGCAGGGGACCUAGUCAAGGAGGGAGACCCACACCCUGUCUACAGUACUCCUGUAUUUUCCCUGAACUUGGGAUAUAAGAUGUCAAACAUUCCUUUGAUUUCUGUUUUUCUUUUUGUAACGUUCCAGGAAUCAACAGAUGAAAACAUGUCUUCAGUUACUCCCACAACACCAUGUCCGUUUCCUAUCCUGUACAGUGACCAGGACUCUGCAGAAGAGUCCACACCUGACUCUGAGGAGGAAUACCUACCUGACAUCGAAGAUGAAGAAGGAGGAUGCAUCGAGGAUGCUUUUGCUCAACCUGUGGUGGGAGUCAACCAAAUGCUGUGGAAAGUAAUCAGCGUUAUGACCCAAGAUGACAUUACAGACACCAUCAAGCGGGAUCCCUCAAUUCUCAUGAUGGGUGAACAUCUGUACAACAAAGUGGGUUCAGAUCCAAGUAAGCAUCAGUACAUCAGGCAGAAACUGCGUGAAGUAGGCAGACUUCUACUCUACAGUAAGGAGGUGGGUCAUCUGAAAACCAUGUCUGAUUUCAUCAUACCCGCCAAUUUUCCACAUGUUGUCAGUGCAGUACGACAUGUGUCAGGAUUCAGUGCUGAAAAGAACAACUUCUGCAUUCCAUCACUGGCCUUAAAGUUAGGCCAUAGUUUGAAAAUAAUUGCAAACAUAAUCGAGUGUGAAGCUAUGAAGAAAGGAGAAAGAGAAUGUGUCCAGAAUGCCCAGACCUUCAAACAAAUCUAUGACACCAAGUGGAAUGAAUGCAUCUCUUCUUCGGCUCUUCGAACACUAACUGAUGCCAAAUAUAAUGCACCACAGUUCCUCCCCUUCACCGAUGACGUCCGGAAGCUGCAUCUGUACCUUGACGACAAGCAAAAAGAGAAUGUCCGCAAGCUGUCAGCAGUAGUCAGCCAGAAGAACUGGGCCAGUCUAGCUAAAGGGACUUUGGCCCAGAUCAUCUUGUUUAACCGUCGGCCGCAAGGGGAAGUUUCCAAAAUGCCACUAACAGCAUUUACAUCGCGAGACGCAUCCUCUAUGCACCCUGAUGUUGAAGAAGCACCAAAUGAAGUGGAGAAGAAACUCUGUGGUCACUUUCAACGAGUAGAGAUAAGGGGGAAGUGUGGCAGGAAGGUCGCGAUUCUUCUUACUCCACCCAUGGUUCAGUCAAUGGAACUCCUUGUUGAAACGCGCAGCAGCUGUUUUCCUGUUGAGAACCAAUACAUGUUUGGACGACCAGGAACACAGUCCCAUUUCAAAGGAUCCGACUGUAUUCAGAUUUUUGCGCAACAUUGUGGGGCAAAGCAUCCGGAGUGGCUGUCCUCCACCAAGUUACGAAAGCACAUUGCAACCAUGUCCAAGGUGUUAAACUUGACGGACACUGAUAUGGAUCUGUUGGUUCAGUUUCUGGGUCAUGAUAUCCACGUGCACAAGAAGUUCUACCGUCUUCCUGAAGGUACUCUGGAACUGGCCAAAACAACGAAGAUUCUUACAGCACUGGAGACUGGGCGGUUGGCAGACUUCAAGGGCAGAAAUCUUGAUGAAAUCAAUAUCGACCCCAAUGAGACACUUGAUGUUAUUACAGGGUUUGCUGAUGAGGACUGCUCAGACACGGACCCUACCACAUCACAGCCAGGAGCCAAUAACACCAACAAAGAUUCACCAUCUACAUCAGCGAGAGAUGAAACGCCACAGACACUUGAUGUUACGACAGGGUUUCCUGAUGAGGACUGCUCAGACACGGACCCUACCCCAUCACAGCCAGGAGCCAAUAACACCAACAAAGAUUCACCAUCUACAUCAGCCAGAGAUGAAACGCCACAGACACUUGAUGUUACGAGUACGACAGGGUUUCCUGAUGAGGACUGCUCAGACACGGACCCUACCCCAUCACAGCCAGGAGCCAAUAACACCAACAAAGAUUCACCAUCUACAUCAGCCAGAGAUGAAACGCCACAGACUGGACCAAGUACAUCACCCAAGAGGAGGUGGACACACGAGGAGGUUGCAGCUGUUGAGGCCAAGUUCAUGAAUCUCAUAAAGGCAGGAAGAACGCCCGGUAAAAGGCAGUGUAUCGAAUGCAUUCAAGCUGCACCAAAAGCACUACAAAACAGAGACUGGACUGCCAUCAAAUACUAUGUCAAAAAUCGAAUCGCCUCAUACCAAAGAGUGGCAAGUAAGAGGGUCACAUAAAAUGUCCCAGACUGGAGCAUUGGUAUCUUGCAGUAGAUAAACAGCUAGGUUGUUGGUGUUCACGUCCUCUUGGCUGCUGUAUUUAGUUCAUGUCUGCAGGAUAGGUGUUGGUGUUAAUGUUGUCUUGGCCACGUUCUCUUGGUUCUCCUUGUUCUCUUUUAUGUAGUAUGAUAGGCUCAGGUGUUUUUCCUGGUGUGAUUCAGCAGUGUAUAACCUUGAGUAAAACUUAUGGAAAGCCUGGUUAAUUAUAUCCCCGAAACGCGGAGUGUCGGGGAUGUAAUGGUUUUGCGUGCACCGCCGCGCCCGCCGCCAUGUCCGCCGCGUUAGGUCUUUCGUGUUAACGCGAUAUCUUUUGAACGGAUGGUGGAUUUGUCCCAGAUUGGGUGUGUGAAGCUGAAGGGUAGGUUCAUGAACUGAUUAGAGUUUGGAGGUCAACACAUUCAAGAUGACCACAUUUUUAUUUGGCCCAUAACUUCUGACUGGGUGGAUUGAUUUGCCCGGUAAUUCCUUAUUUUAAUGGUUCACCAUUUCAGUGAAUCUACCAUAUUCGGUACAGUGUAAUAACCAGUGUAACAAUGUGUAAUACCAUGUAAUUCUAGUGUAAUAUCAGUGUAACAAUAUGCAAUACCAUGUAAUACCACUUACACAGAAAUACAUGAUGUAAGUGCAAAAUUGGUACAUGGUGCCACUGGUAUUAUAUGGGAUUAAAUAGUGUUUCACUGGUUACUACACUGUACCUAAUGUGGUAUCUCCUCUGUAAUAGUGAACCAUUAAAACAGUGUUACCAUUUGCCCCACAUUUUCAUUUUCACAAUAAUCAUUUGGUUUUAAGCCUAUGCACGUCAUUGAUCUAUGUAUAGAUAUUAAAUAUAUUUCUUUUAUAUUUUGUAUUUAUCAUACACGUUUUUGAAAAGGUGGACGGGAGUGGUAGGAAUGAUGGGGGACUGGAAGCGUCGCGUUUCGGGGAUAUACCUUAAACAGUCGAAAGCGACUGCACAGGCCUAGUUUGAAAGUGGUUGAUAUGUUUAGUGCCUGACUGAUCAUUUAUUUCACGUAUACUGUGGGCCGCAGACCUUUUGGCGCAGCUUGGUGUGCAAGAGUUGUCUCUAUUUUCUCCAUGCUCAUAAAUCUAUAUCGAGAAGGUUUGUGAUGUGUUUAGUCGAUACAAGGUUAAAUUCUGUCUGUAAUAUAAGCCUUUGUUUAUAUAGGUCUGGGGUCUGAGCAAGUGACCAAUCCACAUGUAGGGUAUCCUCUGUUAGUUUUGCUACUUCUCCCCUUUUCUUUUGGGCACAAUAGGAGAUAAUCUGUCCCCUUAAACUGAUACUGACCCAUUUUUGGAAAUAAGCUCAUAUUACAC